Molecule: messenger RNA, 586 nt
Organism: Myripristis murdjan (pinecone soldierfish)
Lineage: Eukaryota; Metazoa; Chordata; Actinopteri; Holocentriformes; Holocentridae
Gene: cfap276
Product: cilia and flagella associated protein 276
Exons: 5
Coding region: 43-537 (164 amino acids)
Source: RefSeq, a predicted model, not a curated record
GACAACAACAAUAAACAAACAGGAUACUUUUCCACCGCGACGAUGUCACAGCGAGAUCCAUUUCCUUACCCAAGGUUGGAGAACGACUGCUCUUUCAGCGGCUUCAAGCAGCAGCAGAGAGGGCCUUAUGAUAAACCAACACACCUCGUCCAAAGUGAAGAGCCAUGGAGUCGCCUCCACGACAGAGCAACCUCGGCCAGCACCAGGCGGAGCGUUAUGCAUUAUGACCGAGAGGCCCCGAGGGACAGCCUCGACUUCUGUCUGAAAUCUGUGUACAACCACCACGAGGAGUUCCUGCAGACUAAGAGCCAGACGCUGUACCAAAGGGAGACUGUUUCUGCAGGCCACAGGAGAACACCGAAAAGCUGCAAUAAGCAGGAAGCCCCACAAAAUGAACUGGAGAGAGACAUCAGAAUGUGGGUCAGCCCUCAGAGGUGCUCGAUUUACAGCAUCGAGGGAGCCAUAGAGUCUCACCAUAACGCCUCUACAAACAGAGGGUACUCCAGGAAGCAUGAUGGCAGUUUCUUCUCAAAAUGAAGCUCGUAAUGCUGCCGUCUCUUCUGUGCUGCCACCAUGAGACCUCCAC